AGUGAGAGGGGAGGUGGGGAGCUGGAAGUUGGGAGGUGGAGUAAUUCUGCAGAAUAUGAGCUGCUGUCCACAGCUUUCUGGAUGUAAAUUGAUGAGGUCAUAGUGUUUUCCAGUUACAGAAAAAAAGAAAAAAGUUAAGGAAAAAAAGAAAGUCUUCAACUUGUUUUUCAAGAGAGACGAAAACACGGAGGAGCCGAAGAAGAAAUGGAGCAACUUGUAAAACUCCUCCUGUGGCACAUUUUGCUUCAGCAAAGUUCUGUGUGUUCAUAUUCAGUGCCAGCUGAUGCCUCCAACCCAGAGAGCGUGGUGGUGUCCGUGCUGAACAUCAGUGCUGUGCUGGGCUCUCAGGCCGUGCUGCCCUGCAAGAGCCACCGCAUGGUGUGGACCCAGGACCGGCUCAACGACCGGCAGCGCGUCGUGCACUGGGACGUGCACAGCACCUACUACGGGGACAACAAGAUGGAGAGGCUCUGUGACAUGUACUCUGCUGGGGACCAGCGUGUCUACAGCUCCUACAACAGGGGCAGGAUCUUCAUGCCCGAGAACGCCUUUGUAGAGGGCAACUUCUCCCUGGUGAUCAAAGGUGUUGCAGAGAGUGAUGAAGGCAUAUACUCCUGUAAUCUUCACCAUCACUACUGCCACUUGUAUGAAACUGAGAAAAUCCAGCUCACCAUCACCAAGAAAGCCGAGGACGCCGGCGAGUUCUGGGAUGGGGAGAAGCCGGUGGUGGUGGCCCUGCAGGGCAGCACGGUGACGCUGCCCUGCGUCAACCGCAACCACAUCUGGACGGAGCGGCACAGCGAGGAGGAGCAGCAGGUCGUGCACUGGGACCGGCAGCCCCCCGGGGUGCCCCACGACCGCGCCGACCGCCUCGUCGACCUGUACGCCUCCGGCGAGCGCCGCUCCUACGGGCCCCUCUUCGUGCGCCGCAAGAUGAACGUCACCGACGCCGCCUUCGCCCUGGGCGACUUCUCCCUGCGGAUCUCGGAGCUGGAGAGCGCCGAUGAGGGCACCUACUCCUGCCACCUGCACCACCACUACUGCGGCCUGCACGAGCGCAGGAUCUACCGCGUCUCUGUGACCGAGCCCGUGGCCAGGGAGAGGAAGGUGGUGAACCUCACCACCCACAACGUCGCCCCGGCCGUAGACCCAAACAUUGUCAGGGGCCACAAUGUGAUAAAUGUCAUCAUCCCUGAGAGCAGGAUGCACUUCUUCCAGCAGCUGGGAUACAUCCUGGCAACCCUGCUGCUCUUCAUCGUCCUCCUCAUCAUCGUGGUGCUCGUCACCCGCAAGCGCCGGCAGAGAGGUUAUGAAUAUAACGUGAAGAAAUAUGGAGAGAAGGAUGUGAACCUUAAGGAAUUUACAGUGGACACAACAGAUCUGACCCCACACAAAAGCGAAGACAUCAGGCUGGAUUACAAAAACAACAUCCUGAAGGAGAAGGCUGAGCAAGCCAGAAGCUUCCCAGCAAAGAACAUUGAUUUAGACAAAGAUUUCAGGAAGGAAUAUUGUAAAUGAAGACACUCCCAAGCUGCUGGCUGGACCAGAAGCUUCAACCAAAGAUAGAUAACAUGGAAGAGAGAUGACUUCUCUUAAUACCAUCUCCCUCCAGUUCCCAUAGAGUUGUUUUUUUUUUUUCCACAUAGACUUGAGGGUGUUUGCAAAUGCUUCUUGAAAGAGUUAGACUGUCUUGUGUGCAUUUAUGGGUUUGGGUUGCCUUUCCUCCUCAUCUCCCAAUCCUCCAUUCCUCUCUUCUUUUCUUGAUAUUAUUGUUGGUUUUAUGCAUCAAUGAUUUUUAUGAGCUGAAUCAGCAGACCUUUUGCUUUGAUGUUAUUGCUUUAAAUAAACCAACCUGCAUCACU
This is a messenger RNA of Chiroxiphia lanceolata (lance-tailed manakin), 1862 nucleotides long. RefSeq names its product matrix remodeling associated 8 (gene MXRA8). Gene Ontology annotation, cellular component: cell surface; membrane. Bases 205 to 1518 code for a protein of 437 amino acids. The record is from RefSeq and is a predicted model, not a curated record. Gene Ontology annotation, biological process: establishment of glial blood-brain barrier; cell adhesion. Lineage: Eukaryota; Metazoa; Chordata; Aves; Passeriformes; Pipridae. The transcript has 10 exons.